AUGCAGGAUUUCAAUGAACGAUUAGGGUUUUCGAUCAACAAAGUGGGUUUAGUGGUUCUGGUUGGCGACACAGUUCGACAAUCGACACCAUCGACGCCGCACCAUCAAACGACGGCGACACCAUCAGACGCCGACACAGGGGCAGGCGACACAACUCACAGAGCCAGGCAACGCAACUCAGACACAGAUAAAAACAAGUUGGAUAGAGUUAAAUGGAAGUUAAAAAAGAUAGCUAAACACACACAUGAUAAGGCCUUAAGAUCGGAGGCGAUGCAAGAAUUACAUGACAGUGUUGAUGUGGAUGAAACAGAAGAUUUUUUGGGGUCUAAAGCACCAAAUGUUAUUGGCCCAAUGGAUACCUAUGCAAACAAAAUAAACCCCGAAGAAGCUUUGAAGAAGGGAAAGGGCAAAAAAGUUGAUCUUAACGAUAUUGUUCGGAAAGAUAGAAUAUUAGCAUGUCAUAAAUUCAUUAGUAGGUGGGCAUAUAAAACUUCGAUUCCGUUUCAUGCAUUGGAAGAUGAUAGCUUCAAAAUGAUGUUGGAGGUUAUUGGCCAAUUUGGAACCGGGCUUCCACCUCCUACUAGAUAUUCUUUGAGUGACCCACUUCUAAAGCUUGAGGUUGAAAGAACAAAAAGUUUGUUGAAAAAAAACGAAAAAGAAUGGAAAGAGAUUGGAUGCUCGAUCAUGACGGAUGCUUGGUCCGAUAGAAAAAGAAGGGGCAUUAUGAAUUUAUGUGUAAAUUCAAAAAUGUGUACUGUGUUUUUAUCAUCAAAAGAAUGUUCCAGUGAAGCACAUACAAGCCAACAUAUAUAUGAUUAUGUGGAAUCUUGCAUUAAACAAGUUGGUCCCGAGCAUGUUGUUCAAGUUGUGACCGAUAAUGCCACGAAUAACAUGGGAGCGGCGAAGUUACUAAAAGAGAAAAGACCAACAAUUUGUUGGACAUCAUGUGCGACACACACCAUUAACCUUAUGCUCGAAGGUAUUGGUGGACUUCCAAGGUUUAAGAAAAUCUUAGAUCAAGCAAAGAAACUAACCAUAUUCAUUUAUGCCCACCACAAAACCUUAGCUAUGAUGAGACACUACACCAAGAAAAGAGAAAUUAUCCGACCGGGAGUCACGAGAUUCGCUUCCGCCUUUCUAACAUUACAAAGCUUAUCCGAAAAAAAGAGCAACUAA
Messenger RNA from Lactuca virosa, 1176 nucleotides. The record is from the annotation of a GenBank genome assembly. NCBI's taxonomy places the organism in Eukaryota, Viridiplantae, Streptophyta, Magnoliopsida, Asterales, Asteraceae.